AUGCCGGGAGUCCCCCAGGCCUUGAGCCGUCCCGCAGGUGCGGUUCAGAUGGCUCCGACGGCCAACAUGGACCCCGCCGGUAAGGCGGUCGCAUUGUCACUCCCGGCGAGCGCCCCCCCGCCGGCUCAUCAUGAUCAAAAUCAUCAGAAUCAUCCCGACGAGAUUGCAAACGACACCAGCCCGCAGAGCACGACGAGCUUGGCCGGCGUGCCGGUCACGGAUAGCCCUACCCCCAUGGAGAUAGACGGCAGCGGCCGAGGCGAACCCCUUCCGCAGUUGGCUGUCCAGGACGAUCGGGCACCACCCGGGUCGUUGUCCUACCCGCCGUCCCUGCAGGCCAGUGCAGUGCUGGAGCAGCCUGCUCGCGGCAUGAGCUUCCCUAUGCCCAGCCAGAUGCAAACCUCGCCGACUCCUUCAAGCGGCAGGAAACACAAAUGCCCCUACUGCAACACCGAGUUUACGCGUCACCACAACCUCAAGAGCCACUUAUUGACGCAUAGUCAGGAAAAGCCUUACGUCUGCACAGAUUGUCAAAUGCGCUUCCGCAGGCUCCACGACCUCAAGAGGCACGGCAAGCUGCACACGGGUGAGAAGCCUCAUAUCUGCACCAAGUGCGACCGAAAGUUCGCCAGAGGCGACGCGUUGGCGCGACACAGCAAAGGCUCCGGCGGCUGCGCAGGCCGUCGAGCGAGCUUGGGGAGCUUUGCUGACGGAGACGAGCUCGGAGGUGUCAUAGGCGAUGGCAUCGAAUCGGCCAUGUCGACCAUUCCUUACGACGCCGUCGAUGAGGAUUUGCGAAGGCAGAGCCUCCCCGGCAUAGGAAGCCAGCACGCGGCGCCUACCGAUUCGUACGGAGCACAUCCACGCACGUAUCCACCAGCAGGGCCGCCGCGCCCGAACACCACCGUCGUGUACCCUCCCAAUGCCAAUGUUAUGCCGAAUCAGCAGACGAAUGCAACCUCCAACAGCGCACAUAGUAUUCCAAACAACAUGACGAGUGGCCAUACCGCCAACACGGUCGUCUCCGCCCUCGCCGGUGGGGGGGCCAAUGCGGCCGUGUAUUCCCAGUCGGUGAUGACGGAGAGUCCGAAGCCGAUGAGCCCGGAUCACGAGCAUGAGCAAGAACACCAACACGAGAACGAGCACGAGAACGACCUGAACAACAACGGUCCCCGUCCGCGAUCGCCCGGCCCACCCCAGCAGCUGCAACAGCGACCGCCGGGCAGGCGGCCAUCGGCGCUGCAGUCCCCGGAAAGGGAACAGCCUCGACCCAAGCUACCCGCUUUGUCACAUCAUGGCUUCGCGGCGUCAGGUUCGGCGGGAUACCUUCACGGCAGACCGCCUGCGACGGCGCAACCCGGUGGUGGUGUUGAGAGCGGCAACAUGUUCGCCCAGAGCGACCCGAGCGUAUGGGCGUAUAUCCAGACGCUCGAAGAAAAGGUUAAAUCAUUGGUGGACAAGAUGCUCUUUCUGGACGAGGAGGUGGCCAAUUUGAAGAAGCAGGUAGAGCGCGAAGGCCGAGACGCCAUCUCCUGA
This is a messenger RNA of Drechmeria coniospora, 1536 nucleotides long. Its product is annotated as putative zinc finger protein crol gamma. Lineage: Eukaryota; Fungi; Ascomycota; Sordariomycetes; Hypocreales; Ophiocordycipitaceae. The record is from RefSeq and is a predicted model, not a curated record. Bases 1 to 1536 code for a protein of 511 amino acids. Gene Ontology annotation, biological process: regulation of transcription by RNA polymerase II. Gene Ontology annotation, molecular function: DNA-binding transcription factor activity, RNA polymerase II-specific; RNA polymerase II cis-regulatory region sequence-specific DNA binding. The transcript has a single exon.